This is a messenger RNA of Zerene cesonia (dogface butterfly), 2526 nucleotides long. RefSeq names its product ero1-like protein (gene Ero1L). Gene Ontology annotation, biological process: protein folding in endoplasmic reticulum. The transcript is spliced from 2 exons. The coding region runs from base 325 to 1857 and encodes 510 amino acids. NCBI's taxonomy places the organism in Eukaryota, Metazoa, Arthropoda, Insecta, Lepidoptera, Pieridae. The record is from RefSeq and is a predicted model, not a curated record. Gene Ontology annotation, molecular function: FAD binding; thiol oxidase activity; protein-disulfide reductase activity. Gene Ontology annotation, cellular component: endoplasmic reticulum membrane; endoplasmic reticulum.
AUUUAGAUGUCAAAUUUAUUGUAUUGUGAUUUGUGAGGAUGUGUGUUCAUUAAAAAUUUACUUUCAUGUUUUCACCAAACAUUAUUCACUAUCAGUAUUCUGGUGGAACUUGUAGUAUUCACUCUUCUGGUUAUAGUAUUGUAGACUGGUUUUAUCGAAGAACAACGAUUAAGGGACAUACCUCGCAUCGGCCACAAUCUACUUGAGAAAACAAUGUAUUUUCAACAAAGUAAUACAUUGAAAUUUAAAAUUAUAUUUUAAAUACGCGGGAUUAUUUAUGCCAAUAAAAUAAUAGUGUAGUUCGUGACAAGACUAUUUUUGAAAAUGGAUCGAAAAAAUUUGUGCGUUGUGUUUAUUAUUUUUGCUGUAGCGAUAGUUCAAGCGGUGGGUUUCGACACGGAACUAUUUGAAACGAUUCCUUGUGAUAGCAAUGCAUGUUUUGACUCGCUUCAUGGAGCUCUCGGAGAUUGUUCAUGUAACGUCGACACGAUUGAUUAUUUCAAUAACGUGAAAAUAUUCCCUCGCAUCCAGAGCCUGGUAAGCAAAGACUACUUUCGAUUUUACAAAGUUAAUUUGAAAAAAGAUUGUCCAUUUUGGGCUGACGACAGCAGAUGUGCUAUGAAGUACUGUCACAUCAAGACUUGUUCAAAAGAAAGUGUGCCAGGAUUUGAUGGAUAUGAGAAUGAAUAUUUGGAAGAAUCACCUGUGUUGAAGUACACUCAAGGGGCUCAGUCGCCGUGCAACGGGGACUCAGACCAUGACCCAGACCUGGGAUAUUUAAAUUUAACUAUAAGUGCUGCAAGUCAAUUUGAAAUUGCUAAGUGGAAAGCCUAUGAUGAUUCCCUUGACAAUUUCUGUCAGUGUGAUGAUAAAGAUGCGGAAGCAGAGUAUGUGGAUCUAUCACUAAACCCUGAGAGGUACACGGGCUACAAAGGACCAUCUGCUCAUCGUAUAUGGAGAAGCAUUUAUCAAGAAAACUGUUUCCGUCCAAAAUCUAAUCCAUAUGAAUCUUUCCCAUAUGUCUUAAGUUCAGAUUUGGGUAACAUGUGUUUGGAAGAGAGAGUGUUUUAUAGAGCUGUGUCUGGGCUGCACGCUAGCAUUAAUAUCCACUUGUGUUCAAAGUAUUUGCUGUCAGAAAAGAAACUUGGAUUUGCUGCACCACCUGAUGGUGAAUGGGGUCCGAAUCUAGAGGAAUUUCAGCGCCGAUUUGAUCCAUCUCAGACCCAUGGCGAAGGGCCUAACUGGCUAAAGAACUUAUACUUUGUAUAUCUAUUGGAAAUGAGAGCACUAGCCAAAGCAGGUCCAUAUUUGGAGCGUGAAGACUAUUUCACCGGCAAUCCAGUGGAAGAUGAAGAAACAAGAGGUGCUAUCAGAAAUAUGCUGGGAGUUAUAUAUUCCUUCCCUGACCAUUUCAAUGAGUCACUGAUGUUCAAUGGGAGUCAAGCUGCCAGACUUAAGGCAGACUUUAGACAGCACUUCUUAAAUAUUUCCAGAAUAAUGGAUUGUGUUGGUUGCGAUAAGUGCAAGCUAUGGGGGAAACUGCAAACGCAGGGGUUGGGAACGGCGUUGAAGAUCCUUUUUUCAGGGCGUUGGGACGGUGAAAAUGAGCCGGAGCGUGGGACUUUGACCCUGAGACAUAAGUCACAGAAGCGUCUGCAGAGAACCGAAAUUGUGGCGCUGUUUAAUGCAUUUGCGAGACUGUCAAAUAGUAUCAGAGAGCUGGAGAAUUUCAGGAUCAUGUUGAGCGGCCACAGAGAAGACACGAAGGCUAACAUUUUCGCGGGAGAUGGAAAGAAGAUUGACGUCAGGAAUGAUAAAUGUUCUUCAGCCGGCACUAAACCUAGGAUCUGGAGUUAGAACUAUCGAAUUUUCGUGCAAUCAGUGUUCAAUAACUAGCCGAUGUGUUAGUCGAAAUUGUUAGUACAUUUUCGUAAUGUAUUGAGGGUAGUUGGUAUGCUUAGCAUCUAUCUGCAGUUCGGCUGCGGGUUUCUUGAGAAAGUACAACUUUCUAUAGCUCCUACGACUGUGGUGUUUCGAUUCCUAACUGACCUACAGUUGUGUCACAAAUAGAUUUUAGCAAGAUAAGUCAAGGGAGAUCCUUAAUUUGCUGUUUUUAUUUAUAUCAUGAAAAUUAUUUUGUUCAAUUUUAUUUUGUUAAUUUAAAUAGUACUUUUAUGAAUUUAUUUUUUAACAGCAACUAGAAAAGUUGGUUUAAAAUUUUUGUUACAUAUAUUUUUAGAAGAUGCAACUCUGAAGAAAAUAAGGCGCGUCUUUAAAUCUUAAUUUAAAAUAUUUAUUAAUUUUACAAUAAUUUGUACAGUUUCCUACCUAUCUAAUAAAAUCUAUCUCGUAAUAUCUUGCCCCCAAUUUGGUACAACACGGUACCAAUGGCAAAUUAAAAUUUGUUGAUAACAACAUAUUUGUAAUUAAUAUUUAUUUUCUUUACUUGUAUUUUAAAAAUAUUGAAUUAAAUGCCUAGUACUUAGCUCCUCUUAGAUAUAACUCAUCACAUUCGUCCCAGUGCUA